Exophiala viscosa is the source of this 2034-nucleotide messenger RNA. RefSeq names its product general substrate transporter. Gene Ontology annotation, biological process: transmembrane transport; carbohydrate transport. The transcript has a single exon. Gene Ontology annotation, cellular component: membrane. NCBI's taxonomy places the organism in Eukaryota, Fungi, Ascomycota, Eurotiomycetes, Chaetothyriales, Herpotrichiellaceae. Gene Ontology annotation, molecular function: carbohydrate:proton symporter activity. The record is from RefSeq and is a predicted model, not a curated record. Bases 256 to 1878 code for a protein of 540 amino acids.
UUGACGCGGACAUUGAACUUGAACGGAAAAAAAUACGGCAAUUUUUAUAACCGACUUUGCCAGUGUGUACUCCUUGUCUUCACCUAUAUCUAUAUAAGGGUAAAGGGUAUCUGCGGGGGAUGGAGUAGUCGUGCAUUGCUCCAGGUCGUCCCCAGGACUGAAAGGCCCCUCUACCCAAUCCCAGGUUGACCGGUCUUGCUUCGAACUUUCUUUCCCAACAUUUUCGAGUCCGUUCCAGUGCACCCAUCUCCAGCCAUGGCCACCACCGUGGAGAAAGACAAUGGUCACGACCACGUCCAAGAGAGCGAGUACCUCGAACAAGAGCUCAUCACCAACGUGCACUAUGAAGGUGUCGAUGCUCUCACCGUGGCCGCCGGCGUCGAGCCGGUCCAGAAAUUCAGCAAGAACAUGAUAAAGCUGUACUUCAUCUGUGGAUGCAUGUUCCUGGGCGCCACGAUGUCCGGCUACGAUGCUUCCCUCAUGGGGAAUCUCCUCGACCUGCCGUUCUUCCAGAAAGAAUUCAAUGCGACAAUUCUCGGUGCCAAAGCCGGACUCAUCUCCGCCAUGUACAGCAUCGGCGGCGUCUCUGCGUUGCCAUUCGUCGGUCCACUGAGCGAUACCUGGGGUCGUCGCGUUGGCAUCGCAACGGGAUGCCUGAUCAUCAUCAUGGGGACUAUCCUGCAGGGAACCUCCCACGACUUGAAGCAAUAUCUCGCGGGCCGGUUCUUCAUCGGUUUCGGCGUCUCCGUUGCUGGAGCAUGUCCGGCGUAUAUCGUCGAGAUGGUGCACCCUGUGUACCGCGGAACUAUCACCGGCCUGUUCAACUGCUGUUACUAUGUUGGAGCUGUGCUUGCCGCCGCGGUUCUUCGUGGGUGUCUGCACUACGAGAGCAACAAGUCCUGGCUUGUCCCAACGUGGAUUCAAAUGGUCUUACCCUCGAUCCUGCUGUUGUGCUGCAUGUUCUUCCCAGAGUCGCCUAGAUGGAUGUACUCGCAUGGCCAGAAGGAGAAAUGCCGCCAGACGCUGAUCAAGUAUCAUGGCAAUGGAAACCCAACGUCCAUCUACGUCACGUUGCAGAUGCGCGAAUUCGAACAGUAUAUCGAGCUGGAAGGUGCAGACAAGCGCUGGGGGGACUACCGCGUGCUCUUCGACUCUAAGGCAUCGCUCUACCGAGUGAUACUCUGCGCUACUGCAGUGCCAGCGUUCAGCCAGUGGACCGGUCAGGCCGGGAUCUCGUAUUUCUUGCCCGCGAUGCUGGGCACUUUGGGCAUCACGUCGACUGCGGACGUUCUCAAUCUUAACCUCGGCAUCGUGAUCGCCUCGGGUGGUGCAGCCGUUGUCGGCGCCACAUUGAUGGACCGCUUUGGACGUCGCAAGAUGUUGAUCACGUGCUGUGCCGUCAUGGCGCUCAUGUGGGUUGGCAUGGUGGCCUGUCUGGCCGCGUACAACGACAAAGGAAACUCGGCGUCGGCUAAAGGGUCGCUGGCGUUUGUCUUCAUCAUCGGCAUUGUCUUCUCGUUCUCAUACACGCCUCUUCAGCAAUUGUACCCGGUGGAAUGCCUCAAGUACGAGCAACGUGCGAAGGGUAUCGCUUUCGCCACCAUGGGCACCAGCGCGACAUCACUAGUGAACCUCUUUGCGACGCCUAUUGCACUGGAGAAGAUCACCUGGCACACGUACAUCAUUUGGAUCGGCACCAAUACCGCGCAGGCCCUUUACUAUUACUUCUUCAUGGUGGAGACCAAGGGUCAUACGCUGGAAGAGAUGAAUGAUAUCUUCGCCGCAAACAAUCCACGCAAGGCUUCCUUGUUAAGCAAGGCAAAGACUGAGGAGGCUGUCUUCAAGACCAAAGAAGCAAAGAUGGCGGUUGGAUUAUAGUAGUAAUAGGAAGACAGCAAAUAUACCCCUUUGACUUAUGGCGCAAGUCCUCAAUCUUUCAGGCGUGAUGGGAGAGCUUCUCUCCCCACAACCAUGCAAAGAGACCAUGUUUGCCCAUUGGUCGAUUCGCCGCACCACUGGCUGGAUCAUAACCAG